Messenger RNA from Alosa alosa (allis shad), 1323 nucleotides. RefSeq lists its product as uncharacterized. The transcript is spliced from 8 exons. The coding region runs from base 108 to 875 and encodes 255 amino acids. Lineage: Eukaryota; Metazoa; Chordata; Actinopteri; Clupeiformes; Clupeidae. The record is from RefSeq and is a predicted model, not a curated record.
UUCCCGGAUGUGCCGGAAGUUUUUAUGGCUUAUACCGCAAUUGUCAAUGGAGAAAUUGCAUUGAAUUGUGGCUGUGGCUGGGACUGUGCAGCUCUAUAAAUACCUCCAUGGACCCUUCCCUACUGAUAAAGAAUUCAAGACUUUGUGAGCAAUUUGAGGAACAGUUGUGCUCUGACACUAUGGCAAUAGGGCGAGAUACCCUUUCUGAAAAUGGAAUUGUCAUGGUCAUGCGGUGUAGAGGAGGCUGUUGUCGACCGCGACGCUUCGACAGCUGUUCUCAACCUUUUGGAAAGCCCAGUAUCUCAGAAAGAUGCGUCGGUGUAAGCCUAAGGUUUUGUACGAAGAGUCUGUCCUUUCAAUCAAAAAAGAAUACAGUCCUCACAACAGACCAAAAUAAACAUCUAAUAAAAAAAGUUGCGAAAGAGAUGAACAGAAUAUCAGAGGAUAAAGUGACGUGCCUGUUAACAAGUAUCAAUGAGGACUACAUGAGCCUGAAUGAGUGUCGCUCCUUCAUCCUCCAGUGGGCAGCUGAGCUGAGAAGCAUCCCUUCUCUCAAAGACAGAACGACCCCAGAAAGAGGUCAGUGUCACAACACCCGCCAAAUUACCUCUACACAGAAGGAUGAGCUGAUGGAAGCAAGAACAAUCCUGUCAGAGUGGGCAGCAAGCCUAAAGUCUCUGCCAAAGGGCUCUGUGUGUGCAGCAGAGGAUGUGAGGAGUGUGUUGGAGGAUCUGGGGAGGCAGUGGAAGAGGGGGCAGCUGCCCAACAUGCUGCCAGCCCUAGACUUCAUCAUGAGGAGUGUGUUACAGGAACAUUCUUUAAAGUAUCCUGUUCAGCUCAACUCCCAUCGGCCACACCAGAUCCUUGUCCACUGAAGCGCAUCCUGUACAGGAAGUCUGAUUAUGCACUUUAGCCUGCUCUGUGACAACGUGAAUGUCAAUUAUAUGCUACCUCAAGCAAAUGUUUCCUUCAUAGAGAUAUUCAUAUUGUUGUGCAUUAUUAAGAGGUAGAAAUAUGUCCAGAAAAACACAAAACACCUUAAGUUUUUCCCCUAAAGUAUGAUCCUUAAGGCUUAAUUUAUCCUUAGGGAAGGGAUUUAUUUAUAAGGGUGUUGUGCAGAAUACCUUAAAUUGUUUCUUUAGUUAAGGAAAAACGUUAAGGGAUACUGCAUUGAAAGGGAUUUACCGUCACAAAAAUUCUAUUGAGAUUGUUCAACAGCUGUAACUAACUGGCUAGUAGGCGAUGUUGUUAGUUAGCAACCCACCGAACACAGUGAAGUUUAAUGAUCUUAUCAUUCAUCUCACCUUAAGAAUAUUUGCUGAA